This is a messenger RNA of Scophthalmus maximus (turbot), 3166 nucleotides long. RefSeq names its product kelch-like family member 36 (gene klhl36). The coding region runs from base 148 to 1983 and encodes 611 amino acids. Gene Ontology annotation, molecular function: cullin family protein binding. The transcript has 9 exons. Lineage: Eukaryota; Metazoa; Chordata; Actinopteri; Pleuronectiformes; Scophthalmidae. The record is from RefSeq and is a predicted model, not a curated record.
CGGAUCGGAAGUGAGAUCGUUUAUCCAGGCGAUAGGAAGUGGAGAAGCAGCAGUUUGUGUCGCCGGUUAGAAAAACAUCACGUUUCUUCUAAUGUUCAACUGACGACGACGUGCACACCGUUUCAGAUAAUGCCUACCUGAGGGGAUAUGAUGGACAAUGGCAAAACGAGCCGUGUGUGUCGGCCUCAUCACAUCAGUGAAUCGUCCAAGGUGUACCGAUGGGGCGACCAGGCGGCGGAGGUGCUGCGGGGCCUCGACGAGCAGCGGCAGUACAGUCGGUUCUGCGACGUGGUGCUGGUGGCCGACGACCAGCGGGUCCCGGCUCACCGGGCCGUGCUCUCCGUCUCCAGCCCGUACUUCCAUGCCAUGUUCACGCUGGGCAUGAGGGAGGAGCGUCAGGAGGAGGUGGAGCUGGUGGGGUUGUCCUCCAUCGGUCUGAAGGCCGUGGUGGACUUCCUGUACAGCGGAGAGCUGCCAUUGGACGGAGGAAAUAUUGACCAUGUGCUGGAAGCUGCUCACCUCCUACAGGUUUGGCGAGUGGUGGAUUUCUGCUGCCAGUACCUGGAGCGGGAGGUGAGCGAGGACAACUACCUGUACUUGCAGGAACUGGCUCUGCUCUACAGCCUGGAGCGACUGGACGCCUUCAUCGAUCGCUUCGUUCUCGCACGCUUCGCCACGCUCUCCUUCUCCCGGGACUUUCUCCAGAACAUUCCUCUACACAAAAUGACCUCGUACCUCGCCAGUGGCCAGGUGCAGCAGGACGGCGAGCAGGCGCUGCUCCAGGCCGCCGUGCGGUGGCUCAGCCAGACUCCCGAGCGGACGACCCACGCCGCACAGCUCCUCUCCCACAUCCGCUUCCCCUUGAUGCCGGUGGUGGACCUCGUGAGCCGGGUGCUUCCAGCGGUGCGGUCCCUGCUGCCGGAGGAGGCCGGCUGCGAGGCCCUGGUGGAGGAGGCCCUCGAGUACCACGCGAGUCCCAGCGGUCAGCCGCUACUGCAAACCGGACGCACCAUGCUAAGGGGAGGGGCGGAGCAGCUGCUGCUGAUUGGAGGAGAGGUGUCUGAAUUCGGCGAGGAGCUGAGUGCCAACGUUUGCCGGCUUGACGGUGCAACGGGAAGCUGGGAGGUGGAGACGGAGCUGCCGGCCCAGCGGAGCCACCACUGCCUGGCCGUGCUGGGGGACUUCAUCUUCACUGCCGGCGGCAGCUCGUCCAGGGACAACGGUGGAGACGCCGCCUGCAACCUGCUGUACAGAUACGACCCCCGACACAACCAGUGGACCAGGGGUGCUCCGAUGAACCAGCGGCGAGUGGACUUCUACCUGGGGGCUGUGGGACGGUGUCUGAUCGCCGUGGGCGGGAGGAACGACGCUGGAGCUCUGUCCUCGGUGGAGGUUUACUGCCCCGCCGAGGACUGCUGGUCCUACGUGGCAGAACUGCCCAGGUUUACGUAUGGCCACGCCGGGACGGUCCACCGCGGCGUGGUCUACAUCUCCGGCGGCCACGACUAUCAGAUCGGCCCGUACCGCCGAGACUUCCUGAGCUACGACCCGUCGCGGGCCGGCGACGUGUGGGUGGAGCGCCAGGCCAUGUCGCUGGCCCGCGGCUGGCACUGCAUGGCCUCCCUCGACCACCUCAUCUACGCCAUCGGGGGCAGCGACGACCACGCCGACACCACCGAGCGCUUCGACAUCCUGCGGGUGGAGUCGUACGACCCGCGCAGCAGCCAGUGGACCCAGGUGGCGCCGCUGCUGCUGCCCAACAGCGAGGCGGGGCUCGCGGUCUGGGACGGGAAGAUCUACGUGCUCGGGGGCUACAGCUGGGAGAGCAUGGCGUUCUCCAGGGCCACGCAGGUGUUCGACCCCGACAAGGGUUCGUGGUCCAGAGGCCCCGACUCACCGAAACGCAUCGCCGGGGCCUCGGCGUGCGUGUGCACUGUAAAACCAUCACCGUCACCGCUGUCUCCAGAGAAGAGGAAGAUGUAAAGAGGGAGGGAAAGAUCACGUCCCACGUGAGACUGUUGGGAGACAAACACAAGAGUCAGAUUUGCUUUUAUUUCGUCAAUUCUGUGGGACGUGUUCGCUGUCAAGGACCUACCUGUGUUUUCAAAGUCGGGAAAUCAGAGCUCAUAGAAACUGAAUGUUUAACAUUGACUAUCAACUUGAACUAAUGUAUUUAAGAGUGGCACAUUCUGUGUCUCAUGUUGUUUCAUCAUCAGCCUUGAAGUUUGAUUAUAGACGUUUUCUUCCUGAUGACAUGAAACAACAACUGUCACCACGGUUAACUAGUUGAUUUACCAGCAGCUUUUUGUGUUUGACUAUAAAAAUUAUCUAUUUAAAAAUGGGGGGGUGGAAAUCCAGCAUCAGGAGCAUCGUGUUUCUUACAAGAGCAACUUCACCGUGACGUCACCCGUUGGUUUGUGAGCUGCCGUUCUGCCAUGUUGGGUCCCAGAGGUUUGUUCCCUCCUCCAGUUGUGAUGGAGUCGGCUUCAGAGCUCAACCAAAAGCACCGACGGGCACAUUUUGAACGGAAAUAAAUAUAGUAAGAAGUUGUUAUUAAAUAUCCAAGAAUCACUUCUUAACUUGUCAAGCUGCGUCCAAUUGAAAAAUAGUCUGGUGAUGUUUUUUACGCAACUUUAUUCACCACAGGAGAACAUGAGCAGCUUCUCAAGUUUUCAGCAAAACAGAAAAGAGCCGAUCAACAUGUUCAUUACUUUCACAUUCGUAAACUGAAUUUGGUCUGUUGGUUGGAUUAAGAUAAAGAUAAAGAUUACUGAACAGAGCUCCACAAAACUUGGAGGAAGGAUGGAACAUGAACCGAGAAAGAAUCCAUUAAAUGUUGGAGCCAGGAAUUUAAAAAAACCUCUUUAACGUUGUGAGAUAGGACGUUUUCACUGAUUUUCACAGAGAAUAAUUCAUGGAUCUUGAUGAAAAACACAUGUUUGGUGGACUGAUAUCUUUGAGUGUGUGAGAUUUGGUUCAAUUUAAGGAAACUGUUGGACCCUGGCGGAUGUUUGAGCUCGACUGAGACAAGUUCUAGUUUAGUCUUUUGUACAGAGGACGUGUGAAAGAGGUCGAGUGUGUUUUAUAAGUCAAAGAGAAACUGUAUAAAUGAGAUGACGACUGAGCUGCAGAACUAAACUUUACUAAAACAUUGUCCUGAAUCGAA